AUGACCAAGGUCGAAAAAGAGGAGCGCAAGAGAAAGGGUCAUGAGGUACCCUAUCGAAAAGACGGAUUCAUAUGCAAGCACAGAAUACGACCUUACACUCGACGCCGGGACUUUGUCGGAAUGCACGCCUGCUGGCAUUGCAGUCUUUCCAGUCUAAAGACACAAGCCCAGGAAGACCUGAAAAGACUUCUUGCGGAUGAAAACCGAACGGAAAUUGAGGUGGAGCCUCUCGAGUGGUUGGGCAAACGACAUUCUCAAGUCGAUGAACAGCCAAAGGACCCAUCCGCCUCGCCCUCGAUCGAUUCGCCCACUACGAGUGACCGAGAGCCUUCUCUCUCUGCAGCGACAAACAAGGGGAAGGGCAAAGCGGUUGCGAAAACAGGCGUGGUGGAUGUACCAUCCGAGGCUUCUAGGUCUUCUUCGUUCCCUGGAGCGGACCGUACCUCUGAUGCUGAGAUGGAGGAUGCUAAAAGCAAUGAGGUGGCGGCUACGGAACCAGCCGACGAGACGGCUCUUGCAAUAGCCGCAGUCACUUCGGUCGAGGCGUCUCGUGAAAGAGCCGAAGUCAUGUCGGCUUUGCGUCGAUUCUUGACCUGGAGUGAUCGAUUCUAA
This is a messenger RNA of Fusarium fujikuroi IMI 58289, 612 nucleotides long. RefSeq lists its product as uncharacterized. Lineage: Eukaryota; Fungi; Ascomycota; Sordariomycetes; Hypocreales; Nectriaceae. Bases 1 to 612 code for a protein of 203 amino acids. The transcript is spliced from 2 exons. The record is from RefSeq and is a predicted model, not a curated record.